This is a messenger RNA of Leptosia nina, 1797 nucleotides long. The record is from the annotation of a GenBank genome assembly. NCBI's taxonomy places the organism in Eukaryota, Metazoa, Arthropoda, Insecta, Lepidoptera, Pieridae.
AUGGAGUCUAACUUAGAACGUGAAGAUUUGUUGAUUAAACUACGAUCCAAAUUAAAUGAAGACAAAAUUAAGCUAUGGGAAUCUCCUUUUAUUUCCACCGGUGGAGAUUUGUCACAGAGCUUGCAGGAGCUGGCGAAUAAGUAUGCAUCUGACCUAAAAAUAGAUGUCAAUAUUGUUGUUGAUGGACUCAUUGAGCUACAGCAACAUUCAGUGGAACGUUCAAAAGCAAAUGAAGAGUUUAAAGAGACAGGAUGUGCAACUCUACGGAUCAAAGUUACUGGAAAAGAGAAGAGUAUAUUUAAUGUAAUGAAGAGACUUAAUGUUAUGGGCUCUGAGUUGAUUGAUGCUGUAGCUGAGGUCUUGAAUGUUGACAAUGCAAGGUUAAAGUUAAUAUUUAAUGGAAAAGUCAUCAGACCCACUCCAAGUUUGAAAGAACAAGGUGUAAAAAAUGGAAUUCAAGUCAUGGCAUUAGUAAUGGCAGAUAAUCCUGAAGAUGUCAAAAGAGAAGAUGAUAUGUAUAUGCAGAUGAAGGGAACCCUGGAGGAUGCCAGCUUGCUAGCAGAGUGCAAUGACGACAUUGGUUACGACUCAUAUAUGGAUCUGGAAGAUCAGACUGGGAAAAAGAUAGAUCUGCCAAUGUCAGAAAGAAGGUCUCUCUUCUUGGGUCUGGUACUUCAUGAGAGAGGACGCACUUGCAUCAAGAAGAAAGAGUAUUCCUUGGCCUUAGUGCUGAUGCUAGAGGCCGAUAGACAACUUAGUGAGUGUCGAGCCCAGAUCCUGAAUUCGGUGGACAAUUAUGGAGUACUUCAACUGGAUAUUGCCUGGUGUUACCUGUGCCUGCGCAGCCUGCAAGCGGCGAAUGAUGCCAGUGCGAGGUUGGCCCGAGCAGAGGUCGCCUUCGCUAACAGCUAUGGCCCGGACCAUCAGAGGCUUAUUGCUCUCAAGGGGACAGAUGCGAAUGAACGCGUCCUGUUCAUGCGGCUAUACUUAAUGCAAGGCAUUGUGGCUUAUCAUCAGAACAAGAGAGCUCUGGCUAAAGAGUUACUAAGUAAGGCUGAGAGGGAACUAUUGGGUUUGAGGGUGGACGAAGCGUCCGUACAAACGCUCAUGGAGUUAGGGUGGAGCAAGUCCCAAGCGUCCGCCGGGCUGCGGGCAUGUGGAGGUGACGUGGACCGAGCUCACCACUACCUUGACGAGAAGGAGGCUGCCAGGAAAAGGAAUAGGGACGAGAGGGAACAACGGGCGCUCGGCCUUUGCCCCGACGGAAGCCCCGUGGACCGUCGGCUAAUUGAGGCGCUACAAGGCAUGGGCUAUUCGCGAAAGCUGGCAAUAUUGGCGCUUCGGAAUGCGAACAAUAAUGUUACAGAUGCCGUAAGAAUUAUACAGGAGCAACCAGAAUUGUUGGAUGACAGUGACCUAUCUGAAGACGCAGACUCCUCUGCGGACCCCGUGGAGUCAGACAAUCAACUUUUAUCAGAGUUAAUAUCGAUGGGCUUCGAGAAGGAGGCUGCGCAGUACGUCUUGCGCUUGAGUCGCAACGAUCUUGUCAAGGCGCUCGAUUUGCUUCACGAUAAGAUUCAUACGGAAGAAUGUGAUCCCGAUAACCCUUCCACCAGCACUGAUUCUCCGGCUAUGAGAAAGAAGCAGAAAAAAGACGAGAAGCGUAAAAAAAAGGACGCCCGCGAAUCAGCGAUUCGUCGACUUAAAAAGACGAUUCGCAACGAAGAGGAAGACUACCUUAGUUCUACGCUCUCAGAGGAGGAACACUUCUUGGCACAGUAUAAGUCAAUGUUGUAG